ACUUCGGCCUGACAUGCUCUGCGUAUCAAUUCGCGAUGUCGAUAACGCGACACCAUUUAAGACGCAUAAAGCGGAGCGUAAUCUUGCAUGCAAAAAAAUCGAUAGCCGGUUAAUGGUGAAUGGCGGUCUGCUGUGAGUUUCGCGAUAAUGUUCGUCGAAAACAUGGCGUGUGGCCUUUCCAGAAAUGCACAUGAUUUAUUGCGACAUGAGUCCGGGAAUAUGUUGAUCUUGUAAAUCACGAGCACGUCUGGUACGUGUAUAUCGAUGGAAAGCGCUCUUUCGUUGCGCGAAAUUCCAACAACUCCCAGGGGCAAGGAUCGUAUGCAUCCAAUGUACUAGUAGCUAUACAACAAUACCGAGGAGGUGCAUUCGACCAGGGACUAGGUCGUCUGUUACCCACAUAGCAUACUCUACCGUAGGCCAUUUUCUUGGUGGUUCAUGAAUACUCGUGUCUAAGCAAGUUUGAUUAUGAAAAUGCUGCAUCAUUGUAAGCAUUCUACUUGCAUAAAACUUGCUUCUACUGGUUCUUGGUUCUACUGGUACUUUCUUUAAAUUCAAGAUAAUAUAAUUCAAUAUAAGAGAUCAAAUUGUACGAUUUACAUUAACUUACAGUCGAAUUUUAAAAUAUAACAUUUAUUAGUGUCACAAUGAAUGCAAGAAAGAGCUCUCCUGUGCAAAAUCUUUUUUAAAAAUAUUAUAUCAAUUAUUAUUUAUUAAUAGCAUAUUUUCAGUUCUAUAAACUCUGCUCAGUCAUGAGUAAAGAAACGUUGAAGCCCAUAGUAAAGGUAACAUGGUUGGUAUGAGCUAUGUGGAUAGCGUUCACACAUCACUGAUAUACGAUGCUAGACUUUGGUGGGGUAGCACUACCGUAGAGGUUCCUUGUGUAGCGGCGACCCACCCUAUCUUUUACAGUUUAAUACACAAGGAAGUUACCAAGCAUCGCAAUCUGCGCCUAUUCAACAAAGCAAUUAUAAACAAGGCAACGUACCACAAAACUUACAAGGCUUCAAAUCGCAGCAGCAACAACAACAGCCGCCGGCACAGAUGGCAGCUGGAUCACCACGACUUCUACCAAACAUAGCCUCAACGCAACAAAUGAAGCCGUCAAUGUCUCAGCAACAGUUACAACAAGGACAACAGGGACAAAUGCCGCAGCAGCCGCCGCCGCCAUCAUUGCAGCAACAACAGGCACAACAGCAACAAUCGCAACAACAAAUGUCAAGUUCAGCCGCCCCAUUGCCACAGAGAUUGAAGCCAAUCUUAAAACAGAGUACAGUAAAUGUACAGUCAGCUCCAACGAGUGUAGCACAAGCUGCACCUGUACCUUCUCAGCCUUGCGUGCCUUCUCCCGUACCUGCACCGACUUCUACUAAUAAUAAUUCUGACAGUAAGGACGACAGUAUGCAAUCUGAGAAUACAGACAUGGACUUGCUAGAAGCCCAACCAAGAUGGCGAAGAAAAAAUCCUGGAUUUAAAGUGAACAAGAAAUUGAAACGCCUUCGCAUGAAUCAACGCCUAAGGAAAACUUUGCAACCGAAGAACGCGAUCAUGGUAUUAAAUGAGAUGAAGGCCGGGGUUCAGUUCACAUUCCCCGAGACGCAGGGGCCCAUGCCGAAUUCACUUUAUCUCGUUCACGCUGAGCUCGAUGGUAAAACGUUCGUUGGACAGGGAUUGUCAAAACCGCUUGCUCGGCAGAAUGCCGCCGAAAAUGCAUUAAAAGCUCUGUUGCUCGAAAAGAUGACCACAGCGUCUAUGAAAGCGCGCAUCGACGCUGAAUCGGAGGUGCAAGCUAAUUCAUCUAUGGAUUCAUCUAUGGACGUAAAAGAGGAGAACAAUGACAGCAACGCCACGGACGCAAAUACCCAGGAAGAUGAAAUCCCAUGGAGCUCGUUGGCCAGUUUUGCACUUUACAAACUUUUCCUCGAGUGGCACAAUCAGGGAACGUCGAUCCCCAUCUCACGGCCUGGCUUGCCGUCUACGAAGACACCUAAAAAAGAGAACAGCACACCCAAGGAUCCGUUUCAGAAGGACCUUCCGCCUAACCCGACAAAUAUCCAUCCAGUUAUGUUACUGAAUCAAAUGAGACCCGGUCUGACAUACGUGGAGCUGAAUCGCGUUGGUAAUCCACCCAAUACAAUGUUCACCUUGGCCGUUGAAGUAGACGGAGUGGAAUAUUCAGGGACAGCUAGAAAUAAAAAGGACGCUAAGAAAUCGGCAGCCAAGGCGGCGCUAUCAGCAUUGUACAACUUAACUUAUCCCGAGGAUUCUGCACAACAGGAUAAUAUGGUAAUUGACUAAAAUAUUGUUGUGACCGGGCGUGCUCCGCUCGUGUAUAUUAUAUGUGUGUAUUAACACGUUCUCUGGGUGUGCCAAGCUGUUUCUGAGUUGUCAUUUUCAGGCUACGUGUACCAAAAACGGUACAUUAUUUCAUAAAUUAUGUAAAAAUUAUCGACUUUUUCACUUUUGAGCUGAAAAUUUAUUUUUUAAUAGAGUAAAUGAUUAAACCUGACUCAACUUAACAAAUAUUAUAUCAUAGAACAUGUAAUAGUAAUAUCGACAAUUAUUUCCUUGUUCUUUAUCUACCAAUGAUAAAAAUAUCAUUUGGCCUGAAAAUGAGUUUCAAUGUGUACCGAAAAUUGUGUGGUACACGCAAGGAAUGGUACAUGGAACGCGUUAAAUAACAUACAUGUAAAUGUACUAGGUUGGAAAAAUUGCUUGAGUCUUUUGUAGAAAACUGCUUUGCGGUAAUAAAUUGUGACCAGAUCUAGAAAUGUUAUACAAUCGUGUUUAAGUUAUCGUAAGAUUAUGUUAUAGUUAAUAAUUACGUCAAUAAUUACGUAAUGUAUGCAUACUGUAUUACCUAUUAUUAAGAUACACCAAUAAAUGUAAUAGAAAGAUA
Molecule: messenger RNA, 2899 nt
Organism: Ooceraea biroi (clonal raider ant)
Lineage: Eukaryota; Metazoa; Arthropoda; Insecta; Hymenoptera; Formicidae
Product: double-stranded RNA-specific editase 1
Biological process (GO): RNA processing; adenosine to inosine editing
Cellular component (GO): nucleolus; cytoplasm
Molecular function (GO): double-stranded RNA binding; tRNA-specific adenosine deaminase activity; double-stranded RNA adenosine deaminase activity
Source: RefSeq, a predicted model, not a curated record